Messenger RNA from Beta vulgaris subsp. vulgaris (sugar beet), 969 nucleotides. RefSeq names its product probable calcium-binding protein CML45. Lineage: Eukaryota; Viridiplantae; Streptophyta; Magnoliopsida; Caryophyllales; Amaranthaceae. The record is from RefSeq and is a predicted model, not a curated record. The transcript has a single exon. Gene Ontology annotation, molecular function: calcium ion binding. The coding region runs from base 221 to 811 and encodes 196 amino acids.
CUAAUUUUUCCUACGUACUCUCCCAACUUUCAUAGCGAGAACUAUGAACUUUCCUUUAAUAAAAAAAAACAUAAACCGACUCUUCUUAGGUCUUCCUAUUAUUUCCCUUAUAAAUCACCCAUAAUUGCAUUCUUUUAUUCUUCACAUUCAACACAAGAAUUUAUAACCCUUCCUACAAGCAAGCUAAGGCACCCAUCGUCAAUCUCGACGUCGCGGCGCAAUGGCGAUAAGCAAGGCAUCAUCGGACAACAUACCCUCAAAUUUACUAGAUUUUGUUUCUUUACACAUUGUUUUAGAUAUAAAACAUAGCAUAACACGCUUCGUCGAGAGUUAUUGGUCUCUUCUUUUCCAUUCAAAGUUGAGCAAUGCUGAGGCUAAAUUCGAGCAAAAGACCAUGAUCUCCGAGGUGAGUAAUAACAAAAAUUAUUUGGCAAACGACGACAACAAGGGAUCCGACGACGAUUAUUGCUUGUUAGGAGGAGAUGUAGACUUGGUCUUGGAAAGACUCGGAAUUCAGCAUAGUUUUGAUGGAGAAGAAUUAAAUAUGAAGUGGGAUUUUAGUGAAAUUGCUGAUUUAUUUGAAGAAAAAGAGCCAAGUUUGGAAGAGGUAAAAGAAGCUUUUGAUGUAUUUGAUGAGAAUAAAGAUGGGUUUAUUGAUGCAGGGGAAUUACAGAGAGUGCUUCUUAUUCUAGGAUUAAGACAAGGGUCAGAGUUGCAAGCAUGCAGCAAUAUGAUUAAGGCGUUUGAUCAAAAUAAAGAUGGUAAAAUAGAUUUUAAUGAGUUUGUAAGAUUUAUGUUGAACCACUUUUAAAUUUUUUUUUUUAUUUGGAGUUGUUGAGAGUUGGUGAAUUUUAUGUUUGUUGCUUAUUGCACAUAACUAGAAUAGUGAUUUACGAGUAAUAUGAGUCGUAUGAAAUUUUUUUUUUUUUUUUUUUUUUUGAAUAAGAGUAUGAUAUUUUGGAUCGGUCA